Molecule: messenger RNA, 762 nt
Organism: Trametes versicolor FP-101664 SS1
Lineage: Eukaryota; Fungi; Basidiomycota; Agaricomycetes; Polyporales; Polyporaceae
Exons: 2
Coding region: 1-762 (253 amino acids)
Source: RefSeq, a predicted model, not a curated record
AUGUUCCGAUCGUUCUGCAUGGCGAAUAAUCUGAGAAACCUGGCCGACACACAUCUUCUUACGGAGAUACUCCAGGAGCUCGCGCCCUGUCUCGAGCAAACCUUCAACGGCGAUUCGAGGAACCCCGCCCCCACACUUGCAGAUCUCGGACUUCCAGCCGACGAGGCGGUCGUUCCCGAUCUCUCCCAAUCCACACCCCUUUCACCUGCCCUCUACGACGCUCUGCUCCGCCGACUCUCUAGUGACGCUCACCUGUCCGAGAGGAUCAGUUAUCGAUCGUUCGAUACUCCUGUCGAUCUAUCUACGCCGAUCCUGAAUCCAAAUGCCCAAAUCCUCCCCGCAGUCAUGCAUCGCGGUCGACGGUACACGAACGUCGCCCACAACGCCGGCGACAGCCAGGUGGUAUACCUACGCGCCCAUGGCGCAACUACCCUCAACUACGGCCAGAUUCAAUCUAUCUUCCUCCACCAAAGAUAUAUCCAAGCUGGAGAGAUGCGCCAACAGGUUUUCGCGGUCGUGAGGGCGUACCGCGCCCUUUCCGCAGCCGAUUCAAGAAUGGAUCCUUACCGAGCACAUCGCGGAUUAGGCGCACGAUUGGUCUACGCUCGACUUGAGCCUGUCCUUGAAGUGAUACCGAUGCAGUACAUCGUUUCGCACUACGUCUCCUGUCCGUACGACCCGGUUUCCCCACCAAAUGGAAAUCUGACCCUUCAAUCGGGAUGUUUGGUCGUUGUCGCAUUGGACGAGGGAUGGAACUACUAA